Molecule: messenger RNA, 1716 nt
Organism: Leishmania mexicana MHOM/GT/2001/U1103
Lineage: Eukaryota; Euglenozoa; Kinetoplastea; Trypanosomatida; Trypanosomatidae
Product: malic enzyme
Exons: 1
Coding region: 1-1716 (571 amino acids)
Biological process (GO): pyruvate metabolic process; malate metabolic process
Cellular component (GO): mitochondrion
Molecular function (GO): malate dehydrogenase (decarboxylating) (NAD+) activity; NAD binding
Source: RefSeq, a predicted model, not a curated record
AUGUCCCUCGGAAACGAUCUGCAGACCAAGAUGGCGUCGCACGUGCACUCGCACGGUACACAUGUCCUGACGAACCGCUACCUGAACCGUGGCACCGCCUUCACGACAGAGCAGCGUAAGAAGCUUGGCAUCCUUGGUGCCCUGCCGCCCACCGUUGAGACCCUCGAGAUGCAGAUUGAGCGUGCCUGGACGCAGCUGUGCCGCUAUGACAAGCCCAUCAAUCGUUACCACCAUCUGGUCAGCAUCCAUGCCACGAACACAACGCUCUAUUAUGCCCUCGUGCUCGCCCACAUCGAGGACCUGCUCCCCAUCAUCUACACGCCGACCGUCGGUGAGGCCUGCCAGAACUUCAGCAACUACUGGGUGCGUGAGCGCGGCAUGUAUUUGAGCAAGUACCUCAAGAGUCACUUCUCUGAGGUGAUGAAAGAGUCCCUGUACGACAACGUCGACGUCAUCGUGAUCACUGAUGGCUCCCGCAUUCUCGGACUGGGCGACCUCGGCGCCAACGGCAUCGGCAUCAGCAUCGGCAAGUGCUCCCUGUACGUCGCCGGCGCCGGCCUGCAUCCGAGCCGCGUGCUACCGGUCGUCAUGGACGUUGGCACAAACACGGAGCGGUAUCUGAACGAUCCCGAGUACCUCGGCACCCGCGAGAAGCGCCUCGAUGACGAUCUGUUCUACAGCCUGCUGGAUGAGUUUAUGGAAGCUGUGAAGGAGACCUGGCCCUCCGCUGUCGUGCAGUUCGAGGACUUCAGCAACAACCACUGCUUCGACAUGCUGGAGCGCUACCAAAAGAAGUACCGCUGCUUCAACGACGACAUCCAGGGCACCGGCGCCGUCAUCGCUGCUGGCUUCCUGAACGCUGUCAAGAAGUCCGGGCUUGGCCCGCUGGAACAGCGCAUCGUCGUCUUCGGCGCCGGCUCCGCUGCCGUCGGUGUGGCGAAAAACAUCGCUCAGCUGGCCUCUCGCAUGUACAACGUGGACAUUGCUGAGGUUCUGAAGACGUUCUACCUGGUCGACACGAAGGGCUUGGUGAGUGACACCCGCGGUGACAAGCUGGCGGCUCACAAGGCACUGCUGUCGCGCAAGGACAUCUCGGCCGAGGACAGCCAGAACCUGAAGUCGCUCGAGGACGUGGUGCAGUUCGUGAAGCCGACAGCCCUCCUUGGCCUGGGCGGGGUCGGUCCUGUGUUCACGGAGGCGAUAGUGAAGAGCGUCGCCGCCAACGCUGCCCGCCCGAUCAUCUUUCCACUGUCGAACCCCACGAGCAAGGCGGAGGUUAUGCCAGAUGAUGCGUACCGCUGGACCAACGGUGCAGCUAUCAUCGCCUCCGGCAGCCCCUUUCCGCCCUCGACUAUCAACGGCAAGACCAUCAAGCCGUCGCAGGGCAACAACCUGUACGUCUUCCCAGGCGUCGGCCUUGGCUGCGCGCUGGUCCAGCCGUCCUACAUCUCGGACGACCUCCUUGUGGCUGCCUCGGCGUGCCUGAACCUGCUCACGACGCCCGAGCAGAUGGAGGCGGAGCAGCUGUACCCGCCGCUGGGUGACAUCCAUAACAUCUCUGCCCACAUCGCCACCGAGGUUAUCAUGGAGGCUCAGCGCCUCGGGAUCGACGGAAACAAGGACCUGCCGCGGGAGAAGGAUGCUAUUCUGGCGGUCAUAAAAACAUCUCAGUGGGUGCCGCACUACCCGGCAGAGCUGGACGCCAGCCUCCUGUGA